Cladophialophora carrionii CBS 160.54 is the source of this 582-nucleotide messenger RNA. RefSeq lists its product as uncharacterized. Bases 1 to 582 code for a protein of 193 amino acids. Gene Ontology annotation, molecular function: oxidoreductase activity, acting on the aldehyde or oxo group of donors, NAD or NADP as acceptor. The record is from RefSeq and is a predicted model, not a curated record. The transcript is spliced from 2 exons. NCBI's taxonomy places the organism in Eukaryota, Fungi, Ascomycota, Eurotiomycetes, Chaetothyriales, Herpotrichiellaceae.
AUGGCUGUCAAAGUGCAAGUUUCCAGGCCGCCGCCGCCGCCACCACCGCCUCCGAUUGACGUAUCUUACACACCUCAGGUAUCGGUGACGACCCUGCCUGCAACGGCGCCGAUUGCAGAAAUUCUGUCCGUGCUUGAACGCGACGGCGGGGUGAUCUUGAAGGAUCUCGUCUCCGCCCAGCAGCUCAAAUCCAUCGAAACCGAACUUCAACCGUGGAAUGAGCUGAAGCGGGAAGAUCCUGGUGAGGAAAUCACCAUCGUCAAGGGUGGACGAACGGCGCCUGAUCGGCCCAAUGGCAAGGGGUUCUACAUCGAACCCACCGUCGUGAGUGGCGUGAACCCGUCCAUGCGAGUCUACAAAGAGGAGAUCUUUGGACCUUUCCUGACCUUCACCGCUUUCACCUCGGAAGAGGACGUCGUCAAACUCGCCAAUGACGCCGAAUACGGACUCGGCAGUGCGGUCUUCACCAAUGAUGUUACCAGAGCCAUUCGUGUUGCACGAGAUCUCCAGGCAGGCUUGGAUGCUUAUUCGGUGUUGAAGGCUGUUCACCUCAAUUUGGUAUUCGCGACACCAGAUAUAUAG